Molecule: messenger RNA, 1743 nt
Organism: Ilex paraguariensis (yerba mate)
Lineage: Eukaryota; Viridiplantae; Streptophyta; Magnoliopsida; Aquifoliales; Aquifoliaceae
Source: the annotation of a GenBank genome assembly
GAAUUUAGGGGGCGUUUGCGAUAAAAAUGCUAUCUUUUCCAUUUUCAAUCAAUAUAAAUAUAUGUUUGAAAGGCAAGAUAGAAAGAUGAACAUGUAGGAAUGCAACUUUGACAGGAAGAUAGAAGAAAAUGGGGGCCUCUUUGUUGAUGGUGCUGACCCUUGUGACGGAAAUUUCAUCUCUAACUUAAAGUCGAAGCUUGAUUUGUUUUUCUUUAUGAAAUUAGAAAUUACAUUGUAAAAAAGGUUAUGGAUGAAGAGACUGUGAGAUUAAUUAGCGAAAAUUGCAUUCCACAUCAACCAUUCCUAGUGUGCCUUUGUAUUUGUUUGAAAAACUCACUGAAAGUUCAAUAAGCAAAACCGUAGAGGACAAAAAUCCUAGGAAUGCCCUACUGCUCGAGCAUUAACGAUGUGAAAACUAUGAGUACAACAGUAGAUUUAAAAUCUGGAAAACUGAGAGAUUGAACAAUGAUGAUGUUGUUAGUGUCCUACCGGGAUCAGGCGUAGUUAGCAGUUUACUUGGAACUGUUCAAAGCCAAAUGCCAGCAUCUUGCCCUCUUCUAAGAAAAUCUGCAACAGCGAUGUGUUUUCUUAACAAGAGGUGCACAAUUUUUGUUUUCAAUGGUUAGACCUUGAAGCAUGUGUUAUUGUUGACCACAGCCCAAAAGCCUCAUGUGUUGUACAUGUACCUUAUUUUCAGACAGAUGUUUAUGAUCAUGCAUUUAGUCACAUCUGAAUGCUUGGGUUUCUUUUGCAUUGGUAAUUUUGGCUUUCCCCAAAAAAUUUGAGUAUAGAAGCAAAACAAAAGAAAGAGGACUAUGAAAUAAUGCAACUUUCUCAACAACUUGAUUUCCUACAGGAUGACAGGGAGGAAGUUUUACAGGCAUGGUAUAUGGAUGAUAGUGAUGAAGAUCAGAGGCUCCCCCAUCACCGGGAUCCAAAGCAAUUUGUGUCCCUGGACAAACUUGCUGCACUUGGGGUACUCAGCUGGCGAUUAGAUGCUGAUAACUAUGAAACUGAUGAGGAGUUGAAGAAAAUUCGUGAGGCCCGUGGAUAUUCCUACAUGGACUUCUGUGAGGUUUGCCCAGAAAAGCUACCCAACUAUGAACAGAAGAUCAAAAACUUUUACGAAGAACAUCUUCACACUGAUGAAGAGAUUCGUUACUGUGUCGCGGGAAGUGGCUAUUUUGAUGUACGGGAUCUUGAUGAAGCUUGGAUCCGUGUCUGGGUAAAGAAAGGGGGGAUGAUUGUCCUACCUGCUGGAAUUUAUCACCGCUUUACGCUCGAUACAGACAACUACAUUAAGGCAAUGCGGCUGUUUAUUGGUGAUCCUAUUUGGACUCCAUAUAAUCGUCCACAUGAUCAUCUACCCGCCAGGAAAGAGUAUGUUGAAUCUUUUGGACAGAAAGAAGCUACUAAUCACGCCAUUGAUGCUUCAGCUUAAACCGUAGCCUUUCCAAAAGCUCAAAAAACUGUUGUGUCUCUAAUAAUAUAUAUUGGCUUGUAUGGAUUGGUAGCUUGUAUGGCCCUCUAUAGUGGUUGCUAUCAUCUAGUACAAAACCGAUAUUACCUGUUUUAAACAGGAAAGAAUAAGUUUGUGUAUGCAAAUCUCAUCGUUGGAUGAUGAGCUUGAAUGCCUUCUACGUAAUAUGUAGAUCGAUAAAUAACUAUGGUUGAUUGUAUUAAUACACGAGUGUUGUCAUUUGUAAGGUCAAUUCAUUUUCAUCCAUUUAUCUCUAUUCUGAG